UUAGAAUCUAAAACCCACCUCUCCUUUCUUCUUCCAUCCUCAUCAUAUACUCCUUCCCACCCCCCCUCUUUCUCUCUCCUCCUCAACUCCUACCACACCACCAUGUCUUUGACAAUCCCAACUAACCUCUACAAACCUCUUGCUACAAAACCACCAAAGUUUCUAUCUUCUCAAACACCAAGAUCAAAACUUGUAGUUUGUCAACAGCAAGAAAAUGAUCAACCAAAAAAGCUUGAACUAAGCAAAACAGGAACCAAUGUGGCUGCAGCUCUAGCACUAUCCUCAGUGUUGCUAUCUUCAUGGACCGUGGCGCCUGAUGCUGCAAUGGCUGAUAUUGCAGGGCUAACACCAUGCAAGGAAUCCAAGCAAUUUGCCAAAAGAGAGAAGCAACAGCUGAAGAAGCUAGAAUCAUCCUUGAAGUUGUACGCACCCGAUAGCGCGCCGGCUUUGGCGAUCAAGGCUACAAUGGAGAAGACAAAGAGAAGGUUUGAGAACUAUGGGAAUUAUGGGUUAUUGUGUGGAUCAGAUGGACUACCUCAUUUGAUAGUGAGUGGUGAUCAAAGACAUUGGGGUGAGUUUAUUACUCCUGGGAUAUUGUUUUUGUAUAUUGCAGGAUGGAUUGGGUGGGUUGGAAGGAGUUAUUUGAUUGCUAUUAGAGAUGAGAAAAAACCUACUCAAAAGGAGAUUAUUAUUGAUGUUCCUUUGGCUUCAAGACUUCUUUUUAGGGGAUUCAGUUGGCCUGUUGCUGCUUACAGAGAGUUGUUGAAUGGUGAACUUAUUGACAGCAAUGUUUAAAUUAUGUCAUGUUUUAUGUUGGUGAUCAAAUUGUUGUCUACUUUUGAUUAUGUGUAUGUAAUAUACUCCAAUUUGGAUACAUUAUUGUGGUUGUGACUUGAUCA
This is a messenger RNA of Beta vulgaris subsp. vulgaris (sugar beet), 899 nucleotides long. RefSeq names its product photosystem I reaction center subunit III, chloroplastic. The transcript has a single exon. The record is from RefSeq and is a predicted model, not a curated record. Gene Ontology annotation, biological process: photosynthesis. NCBI's taxonomy places the organism in Eukaryota, Viridiplantae, Streptophyta, Magnoliopsida, Caryophyllales, Amaranthaceae. Gene Ontology annotation, cellular component: photosystem I; photosystem I reaction center; chloroplast thylakoid membrane. Bases 103 to 795 code for a protein of 230 amino acids.